GCGGGUGCUGACCUCGCUGGGAAGUCCCAGCUGUCGGUCACUCGCCCUGGCUGCUCCAGAGGCCCCACUGCCUGGGCCCGGCUCUGAGGGCCCGGCUCUGAGGGCCCGGCUUGGCCGGCUUCUGCCAGCUGCCCCGUUCAGCUUGGGGCCCAGCGUCUACGCACUCAGCAGCUCUGCUGCUGCCAAGAUGCCGUUGCCGCGGAGCGUGACCUCUGGCCCGGAGCUGCACAGCCCCAAGGAGCCUACGGAGACGCAGAUCCCAGCUCGGGGUGCUCGGCGGGCAAACAGCGGGGAUGCGCCCAGCACCCACCGUGAGGGCUCGAGACCUGGGCUGGGCACCCUUCGGCGGGCCUUCUCGCGGGCGAGCCAGCGGGCCUCAGGCCGGGCCCCAGAGGAGGACCCAGGCCUGCUCAGGCGCAGCUCCCGCUUCCUACUGCGGACUUUACAGCGUGCCCCAGGCCGUGGCCCAGCUGCUGACCAGUCCCGGGCCACCAUGGUGGCAUCGGGGGCCACCCACAGCCAGGAGGUGCCCUCAAGGGCCAUGGAUGGUGCCAGCCAGCAGUCGUCCACCGGGGUGGGGCCUGAGGAACUGGAAGGCAAAUCGGUGGCCGACCUCAUCACCGAGCGGCACCUGCUGGUGGCCUUCGAACAGCUGCGGCACCUGGAGAUUCGGCUAGUGGCCGAGAAAGCCUCGCGCACCUUCCAGGAGGACCCCACGGGCUUCGCGCGGCGCGCUAUGGACGUGUGCUUGCACUACGACGGACUGGCUGCGGAGAUCGGCGCCAUCGUGCGGGAGACCCUGGGCCCGGACGGCGUGGACUCGGCCGCGCUAGUGGAGCUGGCCCGUGUGGUGCGCGCGGAAGAGGAGGCCCACCCGGAGCCACCGGCAGACGGCGACUUUCUAAGCACGCCGCGCCACUGGCGCCAGCACUGGGAGGACUCGGUGCGGGAGAGCGCGCGGGAGCGCGUGCAGCAGGCGGGCGUGGGGGAGGCCCUAGGGGCAGCCGAGGGUGCAUCCGGCUUGGCCCAGAUUCUGGCGCAGCUUGGCAGCUUGGUUCGCCAAGAUCUGCAGAAGGUGCGGCUGGAGGUGCACCCCGCUUAUGCGGCGGCCGGCUUCCCCGCCUGGGAGGCCUACCUGCGCGCCUUUCAUGGCGCCGUGGCCCAGCGCCUCCAGGAGCUCGCGCACGACGCCCGCGGCUGCGAGCAGCUCUACUUGCUGCUGGACUGGGCCGCCAAUAUCUACAGCAGUCCUGAUUUCCUGGGCGCCCCGGACUUGGCUCUGCCCUCGGAGCCGUUGCCCCCGCUCCUAGCACCUGAUGUGUGGGCCCGACUGGAGAGCGACUACACCAGCUUCCUGGAGACCAAGAUCGCAAGCUGCUUCGAUGGCAUCCUGCAGCUAGAGCAGAGUCGCUGGGCGGCUGCCGAGGUCCCCGAUGUGCUGCAGGGCCGCUACCAUUCCCCGCUGUCCAUGGACGUUCUUAUGCUGGUGGCGGAGCACGUGAAGGCUGCCGGCGCCAUCUCCGCGGAGCUGGAGGCCACCACCCUGCGGAUCUGCGCGCGGGCGCUUGGCCUCUUCCUGCCCAGGUUUGAAAAGGCUUUUCUGGAGUCGGAGGCGGUAAGCGAGCCUCACCUGGGCGCCAACAUCAAUGCCUGUGAAGAACUCAGGACCAAUCUUCUGGCCAAGUUCCCCGGAAGCUUUGAAGAACUGGAGAAGCCCCUGGUGGCUGCCAUUUGCGUCUUUCAGAAGCGGCUGCUCCAGGACUUGCAGAGGGAUCUUCAGCCGCUCUUCAGGGUCCUGUGCACCAGGGACUGGCUGACACAGGAUGUGCUCCCGCCCCUCAUGGACAAGGUGCUGACCUUCGCCCGCCACCUUGAGCACGUAGCUCCGCCCCAGGCGCAGGAAACUCUGCAGGAGGUGCACCGAUUUGUGGUUCGUGAGUACCUGGCGCAGGCACUGAAGCCGCAGGAGCGGUUCCGGGGUCUGGAUCGGGUGGCUGGCUCCCAGAAAAUGGGCCUCGAGGCGCAGGCCAUUGGCAACACCUUCCAGGGCUUGGGCUCUGAGGCCACGUGGCUGGGCCAAGCUAUCCCGUGCGUGGCUGACAUACUGGGCGAGACUUACAAAGACGAUAUCCAGCGGCACCUGGAGACACUCAUCGCGAGCUACCCCGACAUCAGGCGGGACCAUGUGCUGGCCAUUCUAGCACUGCGCCGACUGGGCCGCCGUCGGAACCAGCGCCUCUUGCAGCAUGCCCAGGCCCUGCUGAGGGCUGUGGCCAAGGCAAGGGGCUCCGGGGCUGCUGGGGGCCACGUGCUCUUCGAGGAGAUUGAGGUGCCCACCUCCAUUGAUGUGCUGAUCACCUGUCUCUGGUGCUCCUGGGCCUGAGAGGGGGCCGACACCUUAGAGAGGGUUGUGGUGGCUGGAGGGUCAGCCGCCUUCCCCCAGGCACUGAGCCUCCAGCGAGGAGCCCAGGGAAGCACUCUCAGCCCUGCCCCCAGCCCUAAAGCCCGUGUCAUGGAACUUCCAUCCUCAGCCAUGCAUGGCUGCUUGGCCAGAGGAACAGCAACAAGAGAGGCAUUCCAGGCAUUUGUGGGGAGUGUCUGGGGGGCGGAAGUUCCCUUCAACACUGCCCACUGGGGAAGGCCUCUCUGCCUAACUGUCCAGCACCACCCCAAUCUGAAAGUGAAGAACAGAGUACUUAUUUUUAAAAUAAACAUGAAUUAAAAUGGUGUCUCCCUGAGGGGCACGGCCAAGUCAGCUUGGAGCAGGGGGUCUGGGUCCCCAUGAACCCAGAGGCCAGCCAAAAGGUUGUGUAGUGACUCUGUUUGGUGAUGUCCUUUCCUGCCCACUGUACCUCUGCGGAGACCGAGGUCCAUCUAGAACUGGGAAGGCCCACCCCUGUGGCUGCAGAACACAACGGGCUUCCACCCUGGGACUCUGGGUCCACUGACCUCGUGUGCCAAGUAAGCCUCACCCAGCCCGGGAAGGCACCGCUCUGUCCUGUUCUAAGCAGGCCUGGGGCCCUGAGAGAAGACGAAAGGCCUAGGCUAGUUCUGCAGCUUGAGAUAUUUGGGUUAGAUAUGAGAGGGACUUCUCAGCAGUGAAAGUGUGUGUAUGGGGCACUGACCCUGCAGGUCUCGGCUCUGGAUGUGGGGCUGCAAGGAGAUUGCUCCAGUGGCCCCUGCACAAGCCCCUCCUCACCCUUCUCUGAGCGCUGAAAUUUACACUGACCACCAACUGCAAUUUGCACCCUGCUCUGGGCCCUGAAAUUUCUCGGAGCUGAAAUUUGGCUCCAGCCUGUGGGUGGGGCUGCUGGGAAACCCGAUUGCUUUAGCAAUCUCUGGCUUCCCAGGGAGACAGGGGAGUGGGAUCGGGUGCAGGGGCAUCCCCCUCCAUGGGUGCACCUGAGCUGGGGGCCAAGCCUGGGGCAGGCAGGGGGCCAAGGGAGUGUUCAGAUCUUCCUAAGUGGGGAAUUCAGUGGGGGGGGAUGGGAGGGGCAGGAAGGAGGAAGAGGAGGGAAGAGGAGAGGUUACAGUUCCCAGCUCCCGGCUGGGGGUGGGGGUGGGGUGUAUGUGAACCCUGACACUGACAAGCAGUCCUUGUGUCAGCCAGGAAACUGAGACCAGCAGAGGAUGGAGGUGGGCACUGCCCCACACCAGGCCCCAACACAGGUAGCCUGGGAUGCUCACAGCCAGGUGGAGGGGAAGGAUAGCAGGGGGACGUUUUUUCCUUGGGGAGGGGCAAGUGAUUGACAGGUCAGCUUGACCCCUCUAUGUUACCCCAGUGGCUGGCAGUGGUCUGGGUGAGGGUCUCAGGCUGGGUGGGGGUAUGGGAAGACUUGGUCUGGUUUGGUCCUGUCCAGGUUCUCCCCAGGCAGUUCCUGAUCCCUCACCCCACAUUGGAGCCUCAGACCCAUCAUGAAGAUCCCCUCCUGCAGCUCCUGGUCCUGACCCUGACCCUGACAGGCCUAGCCUUGCCUGAGCCCUUGGGCUGCAGGCUGAGGGUCCUGGGGCUGGUUUCUACGCCAGGCUGCAGAGGUGGAAGGGGAUUCGGCCCCAGCUCUGCCACUUUCCAGCCAUGAGGCUGUAGGCAGGUUUCUUCAGCUCUCUGUGCCUCUUUUUCCAGCUGUGAAAUUGGAGUGCUGCCGUGCCUCCCAGGCUGGGGAGAGUGAAGUAAGAGCUUGUUGUAAAGCCAGGCUUCGGCCCCCUGUGACUCUGUGUUCCCAAAGGCCUGGCCAGGCCAUGGUCUGCAAGAAACAGCUGAGAAGACCCUAGCUGCGGGGGCGGGGGGCUCUGUCAGCAAAUCCCGAGGAAGGUGGCAUCGGCGGGUGGAGGAGGCUGGGGAGAGGCUCCGGUCUGCACAGCCUCCUUCAUGCUGCAGUGGGAGGAUUUAGUCCGCGACCCAGGGCCGUCUUCCUGAGUGUUUCUAGGCCCAGAGACAGAAAGUCAGGACUUUCCCAGCAGAAGCCUCCGCGCCUAAGCUGGUACGUGUACCCAGGAGUUUUUUCCAGGGAGCCCAGCAGGGGCCGGGGGGGAGUUGGCUUCCAAGGCCAAGCUGGGGUGAGCAGGAGGCCAGCGGGCAGCUCCUAUGAGGGUACAGUCAACGAGGCUGCGGACUGGAGGGUGGGCUGAGGACAGGGGACCUGGGCUGGCUCGGGUCCAGGGCUCUGGCCUCUAGCCCUUCUACCCCAGGCCUGGGGUCUGUGCUCAGGACCCUCCCUGCCCACCAGAUCCUGCAAGGCCUUGUGAAGAGCCAGAGUAUUUCCUUGACUAUCCUGUUGUCCAGACAAGCAUGAGGGCAGGGGCUGGCUCUCAGAGCUGCUUCCGGCCUCACUCACCAGGUUGUCUGGCUGAUAGGGAAGUGUGUGUGUGUGUGUGUGUGUGUGUGUGUGUAUGUGUCUGUUCACAUGUGUGUGUGUUUCUGGAAUGUGCCAGCCCCUGUCAGCACCCAGGGAUGGGGUGGCCUUGCCCAGUGUCUUUGUCCCUCUAAUGGAGGGGAAUACCUUAUCUGCCCCGAGAGCACGGGUCCUGGGCCCCACCAGCUGACCUCAUUCCCUCCUCUGCCUGGCCACCUUCUUCCCCCCUGCCUGGCUCUCUGCUCUUCCUCCUUCAGCUCAGCGUGGCUUCCCCCAGUGCCCACAUUUCCUGGGGCUCCUUCGUGGACUGGGGGUUGCCUCUGUUCCCUGGUCCUGAGCCUGAGGGUCUUUGAGGCAGAGGCUGCUCUGAGAUGUUUCUGGGACUCCAGGCCAGGCUAGGGGAUGGGGCAGAGGCCAACCUGCAGGAUGCUCAGGUCUGUGCACAGGAUGACGCCAACCUACUGACCCAAGGAUAGCUGGGGUGACAGAAGGGACCUGAGGGUCCACUGUAGCCCAACCUGGGACUUGUGUUCUCUAUGGCUCAUCACCCAGCCCCUGCUUGAGUGUGUCAUGCUGGAAAAGCCCUGGGGCCACACCAUGCUCAUGUGUGUUCAGGUCUCAGUGCUGCCCUCCUCCAGCUGGUGACCUGGGCCCUUUCCCCUCUGAGCCUCAGGCUCGCUGAAGAGAGUGGCUAGCAGGCCAGGGAGGUCCUGGGGGAAAAUGAGACCGUCUAUAGAGAUCCCUGCACCAAGGGCGCUCUGCAAGUGGCAGUUAGUGUGUCACCUCCGUUCUGCACAGCCGUCCCUCUUCCUUGCCUGGACACCCUGACCCCUUCCUUCCGGGGCCACCCUGGCGAGACUGCCCUUCCCCAGCCAGUCGGUGUGGAGCGCUGGGCAGUGGGCCUGUGCUGGGCAUGGCGAUCAGACGAGGGCUGAUCCACAGAGCUCUGGGGAUGGGGGAAUCAAGUCCUGCUGGGUGGCAGCGCAGGCUUCUCGUGGGCAGAUGUGCUAGGAGCCAGGGCCCCCCAGGUCUGAGUGCCUCCAGGGCCUCAGCCCAGCCUCCCGGGGCCCCUGCUCCAGUGAAAUGCUUGGAGAGGACUGACACGUGGACAGGUCACACCCACCCAUGGGUCCCAUGGGGUCAUUACAAAACCCUUCCUCCUUCCAUCCUCUGUGAGCACAUACACCCACCCAGCUAGUCAUGGCUUUUAAAGUGUAUUUGUUAAAUGUUUUCAUUUUUGACUUUGUUUCUGAUAGGGACAUAUCCACACAGUUCAGAAUUAAAAAGGUACAAGAA
Messenger RNA from Vicugna pacos (alpaca), 6149 nucleotides. RefSeq names its product exocyst complex component 3 like 4 (gene EXOC3L4). Gene Ontology annotation, cellular component: exocyst. The record is from RefSeq and is a predicted model, not a curated record. Lineage: Eukaryota; Metazoa; Chordata; Mammalia; Artiodactyla; Camelidae. Gene Ontology annotation, molecular function: SNARE binding. Gene Ontology annotation, biological process: exocyst localization; exocytosis.